AUGAAACGCAAAUUCACGCCCCGCGAAGGAAUUCACAUAACCCAAAUGCUUCAACGAAUUGGUCCAAAAUGGGUCGAGAUAGCUGAUACUAUGAAUGGUUGUACUGGCCUAAUGAUAAAAAACUACUGUAACAACAACAAAAGGAAAGAGUUAAGGAUUGGCGGAGCCAUUAGGUCGCAAACUCCCCCGAGUAUCAAUGCCGCUCCAGUAAUACCAAAUCAUUCAGACCGAAGGUACGGUAAUUUUAAAAAAAUUUUUGUUACAUCGUAUCGCACCUUGAUGAUUAAUGAAAAAUUAUCGUCGUACAUGCACACAUUGAUUUCAAUAAUUAUCGCCAGCGUACAACCGAUCAACGAUAAGAAUGAGAAAAUGAUGAUCUGCUUCGUUCUUAACGAACUUUAG
Acaulospora morrowiae is the source of this 402-nucleotide messenger RNA. NCBI's taxonomy places the organism in Eukaryota, Fungi, Glomeromycota, Glomeromycetes, Diversisporales, Acaulosporaceae. The record is from the annotation of a GenBank genome assembly.